This is a messenger RNA of Jaculus jaculus (lesser Egyptian jerboa), 4319 nucleotides long. It is a transcript of the gene Rufy2, whose product is annotated as RUN and FYVE domain containing 2. Gene Ontology annotation, cellular component: cytoplasm. The record is from RefSeq and is a predicted model, not a curated record. Gene Ontology annotation, molecular function: metal ion binding. The transcript has 18 exons. Bases 125 to 2056 code for a protein of 643 amino acids. NCBI's taxonomy places the organism in Eukaryota, Metazoa, Chordata, Mammalia, Rodentia, Dipodidae.
CGUUCGGAGACCUAGACACGGACGGACGGACGGACGGACGGACGGACAGACAGACAGCCGGACGGACGGACGGAGGCAGCGAGCACCCGGAUCGCACGGGCCUCGGAGUCGUCGGGAAGGAGCGAUGACUUUUCAGGUUUGGGGGUGGCGCAAGGAAGAUGCGUCUCGGCUUCUGGCCUGGGGCUCCGACGCGCAGGACGAGCGAGGGGCCGCGAGGCGGGGCCCGGACCCGGGCCGGGCUACGAAAGAUCCCACGGCAGUGGAGAGAGCAAACUUGUUAAACAUGGCUAAGCUGAGCAUCAAGGGGCUCAUCGAGUCUGCCCUGAGCUCUGGCCGCACUCUGGACUCAGACUACCCUCCGCUGCAGCAGUUCUUCGUGGUGAUGGAGCACUGCCUGAAGCACGGCCUCAAAGUAAGGAAGUCAUUUUUGAGUUACAACAAAACCAUCUGGGGCCCUUUGGAGCUGGUGGAGAAGCUGUACCCAGAAGCCGAGGAAAUAGGAGCCAGCGUCCGGGAUUUGCCUGGUCUCAAGACUCCUCUGGGCCGCGCACGAGCGUGGCUUCGGUUAGCCCUCAUGCAGAAAAAGAUGGCUGAUUACCUGCGUUGCUUAAUUAUCCAGAGAGACCUCUUGAGUGAGUUCUAUGAGUAUCAUGCACUCAUGAUGGAAGAAGAAGGAGCAGUCAUCGUCGGGCUGCUCGUUGGCCUGAAUGUGAUAGACGCUAAUUUGUGUGUAAAGGGAGAAGAUCUAGACUCUCAGGUUGGAGUGAUUGAUUUCUCCAUGUAUUUAAAGAAUGAAGAAGAUAUUGGAAAUAAAGAAAGGAAUGUUCAAAUUGCUGCCAUCUUAGACCAAAAGAAUUAUGUUGAAGAAUUGAAUAGACAACUCAACAGUACAGUGAGCAGCCUCCAUUCAAGAGUCGACUCAUUAGAAAAGUCGAACACUAAGCUGAUUGAAGAGUUAGCAAUAGCAAAGAACAAUAUCAUUAAACUCCAAGAAGAAAACCAUCAGUUACGAAGUGAAAAUGAGAUGAUCUUGAUGAAAACGCAGCAGCAGUUAGAGGUCACCAAGGUGGAUGUGGAAACUGAGCUACAGACGUAUAAGCAUUCUCGGCAAGGCCUCGACGAAAUGUACAGUGAUGCCAGAAGGCAGCUUCGAGAGGAGGCUCACCUGCGGCAGGAUGUGGAGAAUGAGCUGUCAGUACAAGUCAGUAUGAAACACGAGCUCGAGCUUGCCAUGAAGCUGCUGGAGAAGGACAUCCACGAGAAACAGGACACGCUGAUAGGCCUUCGGCAGCAGCUGGAGGAAGUGAAAGCCAUUAACAUCGAGAUGUACCAGAAGCUGCAGGGCUCUGAAGAUGGCUUGAAAGAAAAAAAUGAAAUAAUUGCCCGACUAGAGGAAAAGACCAAUAAAAUUACGACAGCCAUGAGGCAGCUAGAGCAAAGAUUGCAGCGAGCGGAGAAGGCACAGGUGGAGGCUGAAGACGAGGAGGAAAAACACCUCCAGGAGCGUCUCAGCGAGUCUGAUGGGCUGCAGAGGCAAAUCGCUCAGAAGGAGAAGCAGCUCGUGCAACUGGAGACCGAUUUGAAGAUCGAGAAGGAAUGGAGGCAGACUUUGCAGGAAGAUCUUCAGAAGGAGAAAGAUGCCUUAUCUCAUCUUAGAAACGAGUCCCAACAAGUCAUUAGUCUUAAAAAAGAAUUUCUUAGUCUGCAAGAUGAAAACCAGCAGCUGAAGAAAGUCUAUCACGAGCAGGAGCAAGCCCUCCAAGAACUUGGUGGCAAGCUCAGCGAGUCCAAACUUAAAAUAGAAGAUAUAAAAGAAGCUAACAAAGCAUUACAGGGACUGGUUUGGCUGAAAGACAAAGAGGCAACACACUGUAAGCUCUGUGAAAAGGAAUUCUCACUCUCCAAGAGAAAGCACCACUGUAGAAACUGUGGGGAAAUUUUCUGCAAUGCCUGCUCUGACAACGAGCUGCCCUUGCCUUCUUCGCCCAAGCCAGUGCGAGUCUGUGAUUCCUGUCACGCAAUGCUCAUUCAGAGAUGUUCAUCAAACUUGCCCUAGACUCCAGACCCAAAUCCGCGUUCCAGUGACCUGCAGUGGAGGCAAUGGCCACAUGUACAAGGCAUCCAGAAAGCUCUUCCGUCAGUAUUGGUACAUCUUCUACGCAUCCAAUUCGUUCAUGGAAAGGAUAAGUCAUAUAAUUAUUUAUUUGGCCUUCUGUUAUCCAGAAUUUUCAAAAAAGCAAGUUUUAAGUACCUUAAAGCCUAAUAUUUUCUAUGGAAUGCUAAUCAUACAACCUUUAAUGGCCAGUUAGCACAGCCCACAGUCUGCCUUAUCCUUAUCCUGCACAGGCCCGUGUUAAUAGUACAGCUGCAGGUUGCUUCCUUCUCAGCUGUCCAGCUAACAUUGGAUGUGCCUGUACAUCUCCUAAUGCACUUUAAAAGUUCACAAGCCUCAGAGAAAAACUAGAAAUGCAGUAACUUUUUAGUAUUUAACACUUUUAUGUUUUGCGGCAAGAUCUCAAAGUUGCACAGUCUGGCCUUGAACUCAUGAUCCCCCAUCUCAGCUUUCGAGUGCUGAGACUACAGAUGUGCACCACCACACCUGACCUAGAGACUACUUAUUGUUUUGGUAAGGUUCUCACUUAACUGUAUUUACUCUUUCCCAUUCUACAAUGGAAGAGGGCAGUAUUUAAUAGUUUCCUUUUGGUCUUUCUCAAAACCGAUCACUGCUUGUCCCAUCACCUCGCACACAACUGGUUAAAGGCCCACUUGCUGAUUUGGUCUACUAUUAAAGUGAGGUACAUGUAACCACCAUCCAUUUUACUUUAAGUUUCUUGCAAAUCUUCCUAAAUGCUAAAUUUCUUUAUGGGAAUGCAGACCUCAGUUCAAAGAUGAAAACAUGUACCCUUCUCCAUUGGAGAAAAAAGAAAAGCAUGGGACUUAUGACUUGCAAGAUUCUAAGGAGCAAAAAAAAAAGAAAAAAAUUAAAACUCUGCCUUGGACAUAGCAGCAUCAACUUUUUAAUUCUCCCAUAGGAACAACUUCUAGGAAGCCUUACUUUGUAGUGGUCUACCACUGCAGUAUACAUCCACAGGGAAAUUUCCCCAUUCACCAUGUCCCUCUGUAUAUUGGGGUCUUGGGUGAUGAAGAUGCAGGCAGAGAAUCAACAAAUACUACUGUCGUUAUAUUGGUUGUAACAUACCUAGAAUUUAAUCUGUAAUUAGGUCACCUCUUAUAAUCAUGUAAAACAACAUCACCAUUUAGGAUCCUCGCCUCUGUGUUAUUGUACUUUUUAAGUUUGAGCCAUUCAAAAUGCCACAGGGAAAAAAAGUUUUCCCAUGAGCAUUGUUUAGUGACUAGACAUCUCUGCAGGAUCUUUUUCUCAUGUGAAUGUAUGACAUUUUACAUUAACUUUCUAAACUGCUUAAUUCUGAAACCAGUAUUUUACUUGAAACUAUUUUCAGCAGAAUCCAUGUUUCCAGUGAGCUCCAGAGGUCAACUUCAGUUAGAUCUGACCAUUUUUAGAUGUCUUUUCUAGAAUACUGACAGAAAACGUCUAGAUUUGAGGUACAUGUGGUAGUACCCCAUAAUCCCAGCACUCAAGAGCAUAACCACAGUUCAGAGUCAUUCCUGGUCUAUAUAGUGAGUUCCAGGGCAGCCGGGGCUACGAGAAACCCUGUUUUCAAAAAAAUAAAUAAAUAAAAAUAAAAAAGAUGGGGGGGGGAAGAGAGUUAUAUUCUUGAACUUUUUUGUGUUGAUAGGGAUAGUUUUAACAUUUCUAGGAUUGCUGAAAAUAUGUAAGCAUAAAUGAAAAUUUUUAAAGUACUUUUUUAUUACAUGCUUUGAACAAAUUUUUAAAAUGUAAAUUGAUUAGGUUCCAAAGCUGAUCUCAUUCUUCAAAUAAGCCAUAAAUUUCAACACUAUUUAAAUUUUCUGCCUCUCAGAUCUUGAGUCAUCAUCAUUUGAGCUUUUUCUGAGGCAGCUUUUGGCAGCAGUAUUGACCAGCUCCAUCUAGUUUGGGCUUAAAGAAAACUUCGGGAUAAGAGUAGGUAGGCUGCUUGCAUGUUAUAUUAAGGCCCUGGGCUCAGCCAAAAAAAAAAACAAACAAAAAACACUGUUUUCCUAUUCAUUACAAACAACUUAUUUUUAUUUUGCAAUUAUGAAUUACACUACUUUCAUUUUGAAGAUGGACUUCACAUGCCAUUCCCUUAUUUAACUAGUAUCAGUGAUGCGACAUGGUGCCAAUGAGUAGCAAACUGUAAUUCUAACCUGUACUGUUUUAAAAAUAAAUGUGAAUUUUAUAAACAAUGAUUUGAAAAACC